Molecule: messenger RNA, 2214 nt
Organism: Carassius gibelio (silver crucian carp)
Lineage: Eukaryota; Metazoa; Chordata; Actinopteri; Cypriniformes; Cyprinidae
Gene: eefsec
Product: eukaryotic elongation factor, selenocysteine-tRNA-specific
Exons: 7
Coding region: 265-2001 (578 amino acids)
Biological process (GO): selenocysteine incorporation
Molecular function (GO): GTPase activity; GTP binding; translation elongation factor activity
Source: RefSeq, a predicted model, not a curated record
GGGGAAUGAUUGAUUGCAACACAGGAAGAACAACUGUCAAAUUUCUGAAAAGUUUGCUGAAUACAGUAAGCGCAGAAAUAUUUAGCAUGAAAUUUAAUCUCUCAUAUUAGAACUAAUAAGCAGAUAUUACUGAAUUCCAUCCAAUAGAGAGACACUUGGUUAACUGAGAGUUUAAUAUUGAGCUGGCUGGUUUGAACUAGUCGCUGUCAGCAGUUCAAAGUCUGCGCAUUUAUUCUGUUACACAACAGUCGAGCUGCUCCAGUGAUGGCAGAUCCCAGUCCUCCUAGAACUCUGAACUUUAACGUCGGUGUCCUCGGCCAUGUGGACAGCGGGAAAACGUCUCUCGCCCGUGCGCUGAGCAGCACCGCAUCCACCGCAGCCUUCGACAAGAACCCGCAGUCCAAAGAGCGAGGCAUCACGCUGGAUCUCGGCUUCAGUGCGUUUACGGUGCCGUUACCGGAGCACCUGAAAGAGUCCUGCGGGGAAAGACGAUACGACAGUCUGCAGUUCACACUGGUGGACUGCCCAGGACAUGCCUCUCUCAUACGCACUAUUAUUGGGGGGGCUCAGAUCAUUGAUCUGAUGAUGUUGGUGGUAGACGUUGUGAAAGGUAUGCAGACACAAACAGCAGAGUGCCUGUUGAUUGGUCAGCUCACCUGCUCCCGUAUGAUCGUCAUCCUCAACAAAACAGACCUGUUGCCUAGUGACAAGAGACAGACAGCUAUUGACAAAAUGACCAAGAGGAUGUACAAAACUCUCGAGAACACAAGAUUUAAAGGUUGCCCUAUUAUUGCUGUGGCAGCAAAGCCAGGUGGUCCUGAGGCCCCAGAAACAGACGAGCCACAAGGAAUAACUGAACUCAUAAAUUUAUUAAAGGCCCAAGCGUUCUUUCCUCGUAGAGAUCCUUCAGGUUCUCUUCUGAUGGCUGUAGAUCACUGCUUCUCCAUCCGUGGCCAGGGAACAGUCAUUACCGGCACCAUCCUACAAGGGUCACUCAGUGUCAAUGAUAAUGUAGAGAUACCAGCAUUAAAGGUGACUCGCAAGGUCAAAUCUGUGCAGAUGUUUCGUAAGCCGGUUCCUAGUGCUAUACAAGGGGAUCGGGUCGGCGUGUGUGUGACCCAGUUUGAUCCAAAACUGUUAGAACGGGGUGUAGUAUGCACACCAGGCUCAUUGCAGACUAUUUACGCUGCUGUUAUAUCCGUCCAAAAGAUUGAAUACUAUCGCGGAGCACUUACCAGCCGUGCAAAGUUUCACAUCACUGUUGGACACGAAACUGUUAUGGCACGUAUUUCAUUUUUCAAUCGAGUGCUUCUUGCCAAUGAAAAUGGAGACUGUUUUCCCACCUCUCCAGAGCAAAAUGCUAAAUCCUUCUCAUUUGAUUGGGAGUUUCACCACUUGGAUGAGUAUUUGACAUGUCAGGCAGAAGGUGGGAAUGGGGAACCACAGCAGUGGGCUUUACUUGAGUUUGAACGACCGGUCACAUGUCCACCACUUUGCUUAGUGAUUGGGUCACGACUGGACUCGGAUAUCCAUGGUAACGCAUGCAGACUUGCCUUUCAUGGAAAGCUUCUGGAAGGCUUUGAGGACAAAAACUACACAGAGACAGCACUGCCUCGGCUCAAAAUCAGCAAAGACAAGCAGAAAGAAGGAGCAGUGGAACGGGUGACAGAUGACUACACUGUGAUUGGUCGAAACCUGUUUAAGAAGGAGACAAACCUUCAGCUGUUUGUGGGUUUAAAAGUUACACUGUCGACAGGAGAAACAGGCUCCAUUGAAGGAGGUUUCGGCCAAAGUGGCAAAAUCAAAAUCAGAAUACCAGAGGGGCUGAAAGAAGAAACCAAGCAGCUUCUAUCCUCUUCCUCUAAAAAGAAGGGGAAGGGUGGGGCCAAAAAUGAAUCCUCAAAACCCGAGGAGACUAAGCCCGACACUCAGCCAGUCACCAUACAUUUGAACUUCAAACGCUAUAUAUAUGAUCCCCAAAAAAAGAUGGUACAGUCCUGACCAUCAGUCCAAUCAUUCCUAAUGAAUGCUGACAGGAAUGGAACAGAAAAAACACACACUAAGAAUAUACUACUAAAGUCUGCGAUAUGAAACAGAAAUUCAGUCUUGUAAUUGUUUUUUUUUUUUUUUUUGUGUGCAGAGUUUCCAUUCUGUUACUUUGCAUUUGUAUUAUUCCUUCAAAUGUGGAAUAAUAAAAAUCAAUGAAAAAGAAAA